AUGCGUUUACUCAUCUUGCUGGCGCUUUGCGCGAAUUUUCUACGAGCAGAGGAGAAUUGGAGGGUGCUGAGACCAUGUUUCGAGCGUUACUUGCAAACGAAGCUGGCGAAUCUCGAGCCGUUUCACUCGGAGGGACGAAUGCCCACAGAGGAUCACUGCUUGCGGUUUUGCGCCGAAACAGCUUCCCGUUGUCGAUCGAUCGUUUAUGAACCAUUGCGACAUGUGUGCCAUUUCUUCCUCGAUGAGGGCUCAGAGAUGGCUGUACCAGCGCAACAUAUGUCGUACUUUCGAGUGACCACACAAGAGUGCCUAGACCACGUGGCCGUUGUGUUAGGGCCGAUGGACAUCGAGGGGGCACCGGUCGAGUACUCACCGUUGGAUGACGCAGAUUUGAUGAACGGGAAGAGUACUGUAACGGAAAGUGCUGUAACUAGAAAGAGUACGGUAGAAAAGACAAGUGGGGCAACGAGGAUGGAGAAAAUUGAGGAGACAAUUGAAACGACAACCGACAACCGAGAACCCGUUGAUCAGGAACCGGAAUACGAGGAGGAGACUGAAGAGAUCACUGAGCCGGCACCGACAACGACAACGGAGAGAAAUGAAGAGAUGACAACGUUGAGGGAUGAGGUCAAUGAUGGGAAUGAGAUGUCGAAAGAGUUCUCGAAAAUGUCGGAGAUGAUCGACGUGGUUUCGCGGGAAAGCGAUGAGAAAUCGAUGGAUACGGCAGAAGUUGAGCAAGAGUUGCGCAAGAAAAUGCACCAAUUGCGCGAGCUUUUCCCGGAGAGAUUCGAUCAGCUCGUCGGGAAGAAAAGAGGCGAUGAUGAGGAAGACGAAGAGAUAUUAGAGGAGGAACUUCACCCGGCCGAAAUGCCGACAACGACGACUACUAAGCCAACGACGACUACUAAGAUAAAAGCAAUUGUUCUCGACUCGGAAGAUGUUGUGGAUGAGUCGGAAGUGGGAAAUCUGGAUGAAGAGGCGCUCUGGCAAGGCGCCAAUCCACAGCACUUGCCCACCCAUCGCCGCUCUCGUUUCUUCAAUCAGGCUAAAGUGCUGCAGAUAUCGAAAGAUCGGUUGGAGCCCGGUUUUGGGAAAAUAAAGAAGAGAAAAUUCAAAGUGACCGAGGGUGAGCUCCCGGGAGAGAUCAUCAAUUAUGAGGGACUGCGGAGAAGUCCGAGCAGGAAAAUGGAAAGGGCACAGAGCUCUGAAACAAAGCCUUUCGUUGACAAGGCGCAGAGUUUCCUUGACGAGAUCGCCGCGGAUCAACAGGGAUUCGAGCUUCAGAGAGAAUCCGAUGAUGAAGAAAAUGAGGAUAUUGAACGAAUCGCGAAACCAAAACAAUCGUUCGAUGUGGCCGAGAGUGAUGGCGGAGACAAAAUUGUGGCCGCUUUUGAGAAAACUGUCGUGAAAAAGAGUCGAGCCUGCCCUUCAAACGAGGCCCCGUUGUGGAUGAUUUGGGAGGGUGGAGAGCAACAAAACGACGAUGAGUCAAUGGGAGAGAUCAUCCGUUUCCCAACGCGAAGACACUGCGAGAAUUCGUGCAAUCAACUGGACGAUUGCCUUGGGUACACGUAUCACGAGAAAAGCGGUGAAUGCGCGGCGAAUGAGGGUUUCGACGGGGUGACGGUGAAGGCAAGCCACUCGAGUGACGCGUCGACGAGCACCAAAUUUUGCUUUACCGAUGCGCUUCCUGUUUUCAAUCAAUGCCCACCGAUGCGUGGUUUCAUCGGAUUUUCACUGGAAGUGAAACCACGAGAAGAAUUUACAUCACUUCCGAAAGGGUAUCAUGGAUUGCGAAUGUGCAUUGAGUUAUGCGUUCUGUCUACAGAAUACUCGUGUCGGUCAGCAUCUUUCAUCUCUGAUGAGGGUCGUUGUUUGUUGAAUGGAGAAAACUCCGAGACCACACCGGAGGCUUUUCAAAGGACAUUCAUUCAAGAACAUUUGUAUUUUGAGAACGAAUGCAGUCGAGUCACGCACAUCACACAAAAUGAAGCUGAACACCAAACAGUCGUUCGCGUGUCGAAGGGACAUCCGGAAUCGAGUGAAAAGAAAACGAUGAUCAAACAAAAAACAGAAUCACCGAUUAAACCGAUGAAAAAGCUGCGACUUGUCAAGAUCAAACCGAAACGAUUAUCGCCUGAGCCAGCGAUCGAUGCUCGUCAAUCGAUGGAUUUGAUCAAGUACACGGGCGCCUUCUUCAGACGAUUCUUCCGGUUU
Messenger RNA from Mesorhabditis belari, 2217 nucleotides. The record is from the annotation of a GenBank genome assembly. NCBI's taxonomy places the organism in Eukaryota, Metazoa, Nematoda, Chromadorea, Rhabditida, Rhabditidae.